This is a messenger RNA of Papilio xuthus (Asian swallowtail), 883 nucleotides long. Its product is annotated as thioredoxin domain-containing protein 17. Gene Ontology annotation, cellular component: cytosol. The coding region runs from base 179 to 559 and encodes 126 amino acids. Lineage: Eukaryota; Metazoa; Arthropoda; Insecta; Lepidoptera; Papilionidae. Gene Ontology annotation, molecular function: protein-disulfide reductase [NAD(P)H] activity. The transcript has 3 exons. The record is from RefSeq and is a predicted model, not a curated record.
AAUGCCUAUUUCAGAUUCUGUGGUAUUAAAAUUCAAAUGUCAUGUUCAUGAUAUUGUCAUGUCAACUUCAAUUUAUAUGUCAAAUUAUUUAUCGGCGAUUUUUUAAUUUUCUUGGUGAUAAAAUAUCGUUGCAUUGAUAAAAGUUGUGUUGAGAUACCGGGCACGAUAAUUGGUUAAAAUGGUUUCUUUUGUUAACCUUAAAGGUUUUGAAGAAUUUUCCAACUACACCGCUUCUAUUGAUCUUAAAGGUCCUCCUGUUUUGAUCUACUUUAGCGGAUCAAAAAACGCCGAAGGUAGAAGCUGGUGUCCAGACUGCGUAGAAGCUGAACCAGUUGUCAAAGCAUUUUUAGAUGAAUUAAAAAGAAAUGUUGUCUUUGCUUAUGUUGAUGUUGGUGACAGGGAUUACUGGAAAGACAAAGCCUGUCCAUUCAGGACAGACAGUCGCACAAAGCUCCUUGUUAUUCCAACAAUAAUCAAGUGGAAAGGAGUGCAGCGGCUUGAAGGAAGUCAGUGUACAAAGAGAGAUCUUUUGCAAAUGCUGUUUGAGGAAGACGACUGAGUAUACAAGAAAUGUAAUUUAAGAACUCUAUGUAUACAGACAGACUUGAGGAAAUUGUGUUAACCAUAUAUAAUUUGUUUUAGUACAUUUUCGUUGAAUAACUGUCAUUUUUUUUUAUUCAAUAAAACUGGUAUAUAUUUAUAGAGUGCUCAACAAUUUGCUGUUUUGUUGUAUAUUUUUUUCUACAUUUUAAACCAAUGUUUGUAGUCCAUCUCUUUGUGCGUUUGUAAGGCGGUAUAUUUUGCCGAUAUAAAUGAUUAUGUAUACUUAAGUAAAUACUUCAAUAAAUGUGUAUAUUUUUAAAAAUAAAAUAUUGUGUAUAAA